Solanum dulcamara is the source of this 972-nucleotide messenger RNA. RefSeq lists its product as uncharacterized. NCBI's taxonomy places the organism in Eukaryota, Viridiplantae, Streptophyta, Magnoliopsida, Solanales, Solanaceae. Bases 1 to 972 code for a protein of 323 amino acids. The record is from RefSeq and is a predicted model, not a curated record. The transcript has a single exon.
AUGCAAAGGAGGAGCAAAUACAAAAAGGAUAAAUCAGGGAUUAUAAUUGGGGAAGUGAGUCCAGUACAAAAGAGCAAGGAGGUAGCAAAUACCAAUGCAUUUGCAGUACUGGAAGACACUGCAGAUAACCAUGAUAAUACAAAUAAAGAACAAAUGGCACAAGAAGAGACUAGAACAUGGAUAGAAAAGAGUUUCUAUACUAAUAAAAGCCCAACAAAGGACAUAGACAAUAACACAAAUGUCACAGAACAACCACAAGAAGACAGCAGCAAAUCUGGAGAAGAGAUCUAUAGCAGUCACACAAGAACAAGAAUGGAGGAUAGCUUACCUGAGGAAAUACACAGUCAGUCACCAAACAGGAAAAUCCAUACAGAAUCUACAGCUUCAAAGCUUCAGCAACAGGAGGAUAAACAAAAGAGUCAAAGUAGAAACCAAUAUAGUGCAAACAGCAGCAAGACAACAGCCACAAGCAGAGGGGAACAAAUAAUAUUAGAUGCACAAGAUAACAUGGUGAAAUUUCAGACUCCAGAUCUAAACCAAAUAGAGCAAGGAAGGAAAUACAAUAGUCAUAACAAAGAAGUGACUUCACAAGAAAAUUACAGCUGGUGGGAAGUGGAGAGACAGAUAGAAGAGCAGCAAGAAGAAAAUAAUAAAGCAAACAGGGAAAAUGAAGAAACAACAACAAAAAAAAGAACAGAACAGGAGAGGGAAAAUCAAGAGCUCAGUAAGGGGCAACAUGAGCAUGGCAUAUCAACAAUAUCAAAAAUGAUUAUGGAAAGAGGUAGCAGAGACCUAGAUGAACAUACCUUAGAGCACAAUUUUGAAGCAACUGUUAGAGCAGGAGAUAUCUCACCAAAGUAUCUCCAAAAAGGAGGAGGAAAAGAAAAAAGAAAGAUAUCAAGAGAGACAAGUAUCCCACCUGGGGGUGGAGUCCAUACUAGAAGGCAGAUUAAUAAACUUAAUAAACCAUGA